This is a messenger RNA of Grammomys surdaster, 868 nucleotides long. RefSeq names its product mitochondrial ribosomal protein L47 (gene Mrpl47). Gene Ontology annotation, molecular function: structural constituent of ribosome. NCBI's taxonomy places the organism in Eukaryota, Metazoa, Chordata, Mammalia, Rodentia, Muridae. The record is from RefSeq and is a predicted model, not a curated record. Gene Ontology annotation, biological process: mitochondrial translation. Gene Ontology annotation, cellular component: mitochondrial large ribosomal subunit; mitochondrial ribosome. The coding region runs from base 22 to 780 and encodes 252 amino acids. The transcript is spliced from 7 exons.
CAGUGGGCCUACACUAGAAACAUGGCUGCGACCAGUCUAGUGGGUAUGUGUAGAAGAGCCUCAGCGUUCCUGAAGUCUGCUUGUUCCCUAGUAAAUACCAAGGCCCCUGCUCACUCUGGUUGCAGGUCUUCUCUUAGUUUGUCACAUAAGAACACACCACAUGCCACGUCUUUUCUCCAGUGUAAAUUACUUCACACCACGUUGUCAAGGAAAGGACUAGAAGAAUUUUUUGAUGACCCAAAGAAUUGGGGGGAAGAAAAAGUCAAAUCUGGAGCCUCAUGGACCUGCCAGCAGUUGAGGAACAAAAGUAACGAAGAUUUACAUAAGCUUUGGUAUGUCCUUCUGAAGGAAAGAAACAUGCUUCUAACUCUAGAGCAGGAGGCCAAGCGACAGAGACUGCCAAUGCCAAGUCCAGAGCGGUUAGAAAAGGUUGUUGAUUCCAUGGAUGCUUUAGAUAAAGUUGUCCAGGAGAGAGAAGAUGCUUUAAGGCUUCUUCAGACUGGUCAAGAAAAACCCAGACCUGGCGCUUGGAGAAGGGACAUCUUUGGACGAAUCAUCUGGCACAAAUUCAAGCAGUGGCCUAUACCUUGGUACCUAAAUAAGAGAUACAACAGGAAGCGGUUCUUCGCCAUGCCUUACGUGGAUCAAUUUAUCAGACUGAGACUCGAGAAACACGUCCGCGCUGAAGCAAGAAAGAGAAGUUUACAGAAAAAGAAAGAAAAAAUUCUCCAGGCAAAGUUCCCACAUCUCUCUCAAGACCAGAAAUCAAGUACUGUCUAAAAUGAGAGCCAUUCCAUUGUUCUUAAAGCCUGUGUCCUGAUGUGAAUAUGUGUUGAGCAGUUUAUAAAGAAAUGUUCUUGUCAAGUGA